Pomacea canaliculata is the source of this 750-nucleotide messenger RNA. RefSeq names its product poly(U)-specific endoribonuclease-D-like. Gene Ontology annotation, molecular function: RNA endonuclease activity. The record is from RefSeq and is a predicted model, not a curated record. NCBI's taxonomy places the organism in Eukaryota, Metazoa, Mollusca, Gastropoda, Architaenioglossa, Ampullariidae. The transcript has 5 exons. The coding region runs from base 225 to 698 and encodes 157 amino acids.
GAAACGCUUCUUAAAUAGUCGUGACGACAACCUAGGGUCUGUUAAGUAACAUAAUUCUACAUUCGUUACAAGGGGUAUCACUGUAUCCUCUUCUUUCGCUUCUUGUCGACUGAUUGCUGCAAGAGUUGCAUGAGGCAAGCGAGCAAGUGGACCAUGCAGGGUCAAAAGUUACCUUCUUCGUGAACUCCUCAUCACUGUUGCUGUUGCUACUGCUACACCACUUGAUGACGACACCAGCAGUCUUUGCUCUGCUCGUCGACGACGUGAGCAUCACGUGUACUUCUAGCAUCAAUGACGUCACAGAGGCUUUGUGGGAUAGUGACGUCAACCGAUUGCGCUCUGACCAAUAUACACUCAAUCUGCAGUCACGUGCCAGCUCGUCGGCCAGAGAGGAUCGUGCCUCGUCUCCCUUGUUCACCUACGUUGAUCCCGCUGUUCUGACGAGACCCACUUUCAAGGCCUUCGUCGCCCUCCAGGACAACUACGACCCCACUCCGCACGCAGACGACAGGUUGUCCACCAGUGACGUCAACGAGGCCGAUGCGUUUCUUCCACGCGGUUCUACAGACAAAGGUCAUGCACACCCUGCUGAAGUACCUCAUGUGCAGAAACGUAGUACACAACGAGGAGGGUCUGCGCUCCAUGUUGUGGAGCCUGUGGUUCGAACCCUACCCGCGAUCCGCGCACGGGAGUCCUGACAGCUCCGGCUUCGAACACGUGAUGGUGGGUGAGUUCCAGACUAACACAACA